AUGAAGAUACCAUAUGUAGUAUCGUCAAAUGCGCGCGAAGCGUAUACCACUGCACCUUUUAUGAAAGCGUCAGCAGGUGAAGCAGGUCGUAAGAUCGUAGCUGAAGAUUUCGAAUGGGACGACAAUUUCAGCCCAGCACCUCUUACAUAUUAUGCCGCUCUUGAACUAUCCAGAAAUUUCCAUAGAAUUAACCCACUAAAAAAAAUAUUACAAAAAGAUGUCGAUAUGCUCAUGGACCUAUAUCCCGCAACUAUACCUUUGAAAUAUAGCGUUAUUUAUAUUAAGGACGAACAAUAUUGGAAAAGAUCAUUCUAUGCGAAAUUUCCAUCUCGCAAAGAAAUAGGUGUCACAUUUUGGAAAGGUAAAUUUUUAUCAGCUUGCUUACAAGAUUACCUGGAAAAUGUGAACCCAGAUGUAUUCAUAGAAGAAGAUGCAGUUGAACUAGCUUCUUUGGUGAGUCCAUACAUCUACGAAUUACGAUUAAAUCAAUUACAAAUGGUCAGACAGCCGAAUCCACCAGUACCUUCAGAGAACUCAAUAGAAGAUACAUGUAUUUUCAGCGUUCCAAAAGUGUACGAUCACAUCCCUCUGGAACCGGUUCUUAUGAAAUUAUAUAACCUUCAAGACAUAUCAUUAGUUUUCGGAAUAAAUAAUGUAGAAGAUAGUUACUUGACAAGAUAUUUUGAGUUCUCCCUAAACGACUGUGAGUCCAUGUGUCGAGGUUUGGAGUACUUGCAACAUCUUAAAAUAUUCCGAAUCAACCGCAGCAACUUAGAUUGUUCUAAAGUCAAGCUGAUUUUACAACAUCUGGUGAAAAAAGACUGUAUAGAAGAACUUGAUUUCAAUCAUUGUAAAAUUGGUGAUUAUGGGAUGAAAGCUCUAGGGGGUUUUAUUUACAUACACAAGAACGUUAAAAGAGUAAGAAUCGCUAACAAUCGGUUCAAAGAAGUUGGCGUACAGGGAAUUGCUUAUGCUCUUCAAAUGCAUCCUGCCGCUCCAAUCGAACUUUUAGAUUUUAGUUUAAAUCCAAUGUCACUGGAAUGUGCGACGAUCUUUGCCGCAGCAUUCGUCCGAUGCAAGGAAAAACCUCAAACGCUAAUCGUGAAUUCGUGCGGAUUUAGCGGCGCCUCCGCUGAGAAGAUGGCUGGUCUUCUAAGCCUUAAUCGUGGUCUAACAAGAUUAGAUAUGGCCGCUAACAAUCUGUCUGGUGAAGCUGAGGUAACGCUGAUUCGCGCUCUUGAGCAAAAUAGGAAGGUACUAAGAGUCGACUUGCGAAGGACUCAUAUCUCAGAAGAAACACAGAGAAAGGUAAAUGAACUGCUUGAACGUAAUAAAAAUUUGAUCGGUCAAGAGACUGAGGCCAGUGACGAAAUACCACCUCUGUACCUCAACGAGCCUGAAUAUCUUAUAUGGGAAUACAAUCCAAAUAACCCAGAUUAUAUCCCUGGUCGAUAUCCAGUGAGAGUGCCAGAAAUUUAA
Molecule: messenger RNA, 1479 nt
Organism: Zerene cesonia (dogface butterfly)
Lineage: Eukaryota; Metazoa; Arthropoda; Insecta; Lepidoptera; Pieridae
Product: dynein regulatory complex subunit 5
Exons: 6
Coding region: 1-1479 (492 amino acids)
Cellular component (GO): centrosome
Molecular function (GO): protein binding
Source: RefSeq, a predicted model, not a curated record